Molecule: messenger RNA, 294 nt
Organism: Blastomyces dermatitidis ER-3
Lineage: Eukaryota; Fungi; Ascomycota; Eurotiomycetes; Onygenales; Ajellomycetaceae
Exons: 1
Coding region: 1-294 (97 amino acids)
Source: RefSeq, a predicted model, not a curated record
AUGGAAGAUUCAACGGCAGAUUCGAUGGAAGAUUUCAACAGUGUAUUCGAUGGAAGAUUCAACGGCGGAUUUGAUGGAAGAUUCAACAGUGGAUUCGAUGGAAGAUUUCAACAGCGGAUUCGAUGGAAGAUUUCAACAGUGUAUUUGAUGGAAGAUUCAACGGCAGAUUCGAUGGAAGAUUUCAACAGUGUAUUUGAUGGAAGAUUCAACGGCGGAUUUGAUGGAAGAUUCAACAGCAGAUUUGAUGGAAGAUUUCAACAGUGUAUUCAAUGGAAGAUUCAACAGUGGAUUUGA